CGGCUGCGCACUGGGCGCUCUCGCCCGGGAAGCCGCAGUCUCGAGAGCGCUAACGAGGUGCUUCGAUAGUCUCUGGCCGGCCUUUCUGCGCACCCGGUGUCGUUGCGCUGCACCCCGGGCGGGGACGUCCGCCGGGCACGGGAGGGAGCCAAGAUGCCGAUCAAUAAAUCAGAGAAGCCAGAAAGCUGCGAUAAUGUGAAGGUUGUUGUUAGGUGCCGGCCCCUCAAUGAGAGAGAGAAAUCAAUGUGCUACAAACAGGCUGUCAGCGUGGAUGAGAUGAGGGGAACUAUCACUGUACAUAAGACUGAUUCUUCCAAUGAACCUCCAAAGACAUUUACUUUUGAUACUGUUUUUGGACCAGAGAGUAAACAACUUGAUGUUUAUAACUUAACUGCAAGACCUAUUAUUGAUUCUGUACUUGAAGGCUACAAUGGGACUAUUUUUGCAUAUGGACAAACUGGAACAGGCAAAACUUUUACCAUGGAAGGUGUUCGAGCUGUUCCUGAACUUAGAGGAAUAAUUCCCAAUUCAUUUGCUCACAUAUUUGGUCAUAUUGCAAAAGCAGAGGGUGAUACAAGAUUUUUGGUUCGAGUGUCUUAUUUGGAAAUAUAUAAUGAAGAAGUUCGUGACCUUUUGGGCAAGGAUCAGACACAAAGGUUAGAGGUUAAAGAAAGACCUGAUGUGGGAGUUUAUAUCAAAGAUUUAUCAGCUUAUGUGGUAAAUAAUGCUGAUGAUAUGGAUAGAAUUAUGACGCUAGGCCACAAAAAUCGUUCUGUUGGUGCAACUAAUAUGAAUGAACAUAGUUCCCGUUCCCAUGCCAUCUUUACAAUUACUAUAGAAUGCAGUGAAAAAGGCAUUGAUGGUAACAUGCAUGUCAGGAUGGGGAAGCUCCAUCUUGUAGAUCUUGCUGGUUCAGAAAGGCAGGCAAAAACUGGAGCUACUGGACAGCGCCUAAAGGAAGCUACAAAAAUCAAUCUUUCACUUUCCACCCUUGGUAAUGUAAUUUCUGCCUUGGUUGAUGGAAAAAGCACUCACGUGCCUUAUCGUAACUCUAAAUUGACUCGUCUUCUUCAGGAUUCCUUAGGAGGAAAUUCAAAAACCAUGAUGUGUGCAAAUAUUGGGCCAGCAGAUUACAAUUAUGAUGAAACGAUCAGUACAUUACGGUAUGCCAAUCGUGCUAAGAAUAUUAAAAAUAAAGCUAGAAUUAAUGAAGAUCCAAAAGAUGCUUUGCUGCGUCAGUUCCAGAAAGAAAUAGAAGAACUGAAAAAGAAACUUGAAGAAGGAGAAGAAAUAUCAGGCUCUGAUAUCAGUGGGUCAGAGGAAGAUGAUGAUGAAGAGGGUGAGAUUGGAGAAGAUGGAGAGAAAAGGAAAAAAAGAAGGGAUCAAGCAGGAAAAAAGAAAGUAUCCCCAGACAAGAUGAUUGAAAUGCAAGCAAAAAUUGAUGAGGAGAGAAAAGCACUGGAAACAAAGCUCGACAUGGAAGAAGAAGAAAGAAACAAGGCUAGAGCUGAAUUAGAGAAACGAGAAAAAGAUCUUCUUAAAGCCCAACAAGAGCAUCAGUCUUUGCUGGAAAAAUUAUCUGCCCUGGAAAAGAAGGUAAUUGUUGGUGGGGUUGAUUUGUUGGCCAAAGCUGAGGAACAAGAGAAACUUCUUGAAGAAUCUAACAUGGAACUGGAAGAAAGGAGGAAAAGAGCAGAGCAACUUCGGAGAGAACUUGAGGAAAAAGAGCAAGAACGCUUGGAUAUUGAAGAAAAAUAUACCAGCUUGCAAGAGGAAGCACAGGGAAAGACCAAGAAGUUAAAGAAAGUUUGGACUAUGCUGAUGGCUGCAAAAUCAGAGAUGGCUGAUCUUCAACAAGAGCAUCAGAGGGAAAUUGAAGGCCUACUGGAGAAUAUUCGGCAACUUAGCCGGGAGCUUCGACUUCAGAUGCUUAUUAUUGAUAACUUUAUACCUCGGGAUUAUCAGGAAAUGAUUGAAAACUAUGUCCAUUGGAAUGAAGACAUAGGAGAAUGGCAGCUAAAAUGUGUUGCCUAUACAGGAAAUAACAUGAGGAAGCAAACCCCAGUACCUGAUAAAAAGGAGAAAGAUCCCUUUGAAGUGGACCUUUCUCAUGUGUAUCUUGCCUAUACUGAGGAGAGUCUACGUCAGUCUUUGAUGAAACUAGAAAGACCACGAACUUCAAAGGGGAAAGCAAGGCCAAAGACAGGGAGAAGAAAGCGUUCUGCAAAGCCUGAAACUGUAAUUGACUCUUUACUACAGUAAAUGUUACAGACUUAAAGUCAGAAUAAAAAUUAGUGAUAUUCUCAUGCCUGUACAAAAUCUUUAAUUAAAACAGUGAAGACUUCUCUAUAAUUUCAGUUGAUGGAAACUGUAGAUCAAUGAAUAAGACUGGAAAUAAUAAUUUGCGUAAUAACUUUUAGUCUACAUAUAUUAAUAUAACAUUAAAAUUGUACAACUGGUGAUUGUUCAAAUUGUCGUACUACUGCUCUUCAAUUGUACUGUGCAGGGAAGUUGGGGGAGCAGUUCAUACUAUAGAGAGUUACAGUUUAGAUGUGUGUGUAAAUCGAUUAGUUAUUUAUCCAACUACUGUAUAUUUAGGUAACUAGAAUUUCAAAAUAGAAAAAAAAAACUGUGUCCUGUUUUGCACAUAGAAAGAAGCAGAUCAGAUUGUCCUAUGUUACACUGUUAUAUAUGAAUGUUUGGACUGUACAUCUAAGAAAUGAUUCCGUCCUAACACUAACCCAUCCAGCCUGUUUAAACACAUUCUAAUGUCUAACAUUUGUUGCAUUUUAAGUAUGAGAUGACUGAUCUUAUUGAUGUUCUGUAGAAAAUUUUAUAAUUUAACAAUCUUUGCGAGUAUACAUGUUUUUUAAAAAGUUGAAAAUGUUUCAUCUGAACCUUUCCUAACUUUUUUUUGCCAGUUUGAGUUCAAAUCAAAUACAUCUUAUGUUCUGGUUUCAUGUUCUCUUGAAAUAUUGAAUUGUACGUAAAUAUAAAGGAUCUACUGUUGCAGAGAAUUAAGAAGCUAAGUACUGUUCAGUUAUCUUUGCCUGCAUGUGUAUUUUUAAAAAUUCACUCUGAAGUGUAACUUACGGAUGCUUUUCUUUGAGUUCUAAAUUUUGGUGGGAAUUACUUUAUAUCUCCCAGUUGAGAAGGGUCUCCAUUUUCCAGAAAAUACAGCUAAGCAAGAAAAAUAUCUUUUAAAUACUUUGCCUUUAAAACACUUUUUAUUUUGUUUUUCUGUUUUAAAAAUAAAAUAUUAUUUUCUGAAUUUCUUCUAUUGAGUAAUCCAGUUAGACCAUAUUCCUCUACAAAUAAAAACUAUGUUGAUUUCAUAGUAAAGUAAGCUGUAAUAGAAUUAUUUUUUUCUGUUGUUGGCUGCUUAUGAAAUUUUUAUUUUUUUUUUAAAGUUAUGCUACUCCUGGCUGGGCACAGUGGCUCACGCCUAUAAUCCCAGCACUUUGGGAGGCUGAGGCAGGUGGAUCACUUGAGGUCAGGAGUUCGAGACCAGCCUGGCCAACAUGAUGAAACCCUGUCUCUAGUACAAAUACAAUAAUUAGCUGGGUGUGGUGACACACGCCUGUAAUCCCAGCUACUUGGGAGACUGAGGCAGGAGAAUCACUUGAACCUGGGAGGCAGAGGUUGCAGUGAGCCAAGAUGGCAUCACUGCACUCCAGCCUGGGUGAUAGGGCAAGACUCCACCUCAAAAAAUAAAAAUAAAAUAAAAGUAAAGUUAUGCUACUCCUAAACCACUUAAUACAUGUUUUGUGGUUUUCAAAAUUAUGUAAUCAGCCCUGAAACACAUUGGUUGAAAAUAUUUUGAGACUUUAUAAGUUAAGUAUUUAUUAAAUUAAUGUUAUUUUAAUAAGUUUUGUUAAAUCCUAGUUUAAAUGACAAAGCUGUGUAUAGAUUAGGGGUGAGUGAAGGUGGAGUACUGGUGAGGUGGUAAUAAAAAUGUAUCCAUAAAUUUAAAGUCCAUUCCAUAAUUGGAAUACUGAAUGUUCUGUGUGUGGUGAACAUUUUCUAGGUGAUUAGAAUUGCAUUUCACUGGCAGCAUUUAUUUGUGGUAUGUAAGAUAGCUAGAAGUUUAUUACUUAACUCUGUGGGGCAUUGUUUAAAUACUGUGAAGAGUUGAGGUAAAUAUGUGUCUUGUAAAAGCUUUGUGUAAUCAGAAUAUUUUGGUAAUUAUAAAAUGUUUUUGAUGAUACACAUUUAACUCUGUUAGUAAUUACUCUAAAGAUGUCUUAAUUUUACCAGUUUAAAAAAAAAAUGCUUCUUUUUAAAAGUUCAUGUUUCUAACCUUUACAAUUCAGUUAAUAGGAAAGGAGUAACUUUUAAAUCAAGCUUUAAAACAUGGAAAUUUAAGCCAGUAUGUUAGAUAUUUUUUCUAUCCUACCCUACCAUAAUAAUAAAAAGAAAUCUAUAAAAAGUCUAAAUAAAAAGCCGAUCUAUAGAAAGUCAAUUGAGAAUUUCUUAAAGCAGGCUACUAUAGCAGGGGUGUUUGUUUGGAGACAGAGUCUUGCUCUAUUACCUAGGCUGGAGUGCAGUGGGAUGAUCUCGGCUCACUGCAACCUCUGUCUCUUCAGCCUCCUGAGUUGCUGGAACUACAGCUGUAUGCCUCCAUGCUUGGCUAAUGUUUGUAUUUUUUUGUAGAGAGGGGGUUUUGCCAUGUUGCCCAGGCUGGUCUCUAACUCCUAGAGCUUAAGUGAUCUACCUGCCUCAGCCUCCCAAAGUGCUGGGAUUACAGGCGUGAUUAUAGGCCUUGAGCCACCACACCCCACCUACUAUAGCAGGUUUUUUAAAAAAACAUUAUGUUAAAACUGAUUAUACCAGAUGGACAUUAAAUAUCCAUCUCAGAAAUACCAAAAAUUUGAUAUUUAAGCCUGGCCUGAAUUUUUUUUUUUUUUUUUGAGACAGAGUCUCACUCUGUCGCCCAGGCUGGAGUGCAGUGGCGCGAUCUUGGCUCAUUGCAACCUCCGCCUCCUGAGUUCAAGUGAUUCUCCUGCCUUAGCCUCCUGAGUAGCUGGGAUUAUAGGCGGGCACCACCACGCCCUGCUAAUUUUUGUAUUUUUUUAGUAGAGACCAGGUUUCACCAUGUUGGCCAGGCUGGUCUCGAACUGCUGACCUUGUGAUCUACCCGCCUCAGCCUCCCAAAGUGCUGGGAUUACAGGUGUGAGCCACCACACCUGGCCUCAAGCCUGGUCUGAAUAUCUAUAUGCAAAUAUGGGACACUGACUUCAGAGCUAUUCAUUUAGCUCCAGUCAUAGCAAUUCUAUAGUUUCCUCACAUUUACUGUGUCUUUGUCCAUAAAUGAAAUAUUUUGUACGGUCAGUGUUAAUUUCAUGAGACAAUAUAGAUGAACAUACUUGCUCAUUUUUUGAAAUAAAUAUGCAGAUUUAAAAUGAGUGGCACAUACAUAUAAAUAGGUUAUUGAAUGGGUAUUCUCUUUUCCCUUUAAUUUAAAAAGUAACAUUUAUUUAUUAAAAGGAGCAUUGGUAGAAUUAUUGGUUUAUAGCAUCUUCUUUAAUAAUCCUUACAAUUACGUAUACUAAUAGGAUGUUAAAAUUAUCAUAGUGUUUCCUAUUUGUGUUUAGAUUCUUAUAAAGCAUGAGAUGAGUAAUCAAGGGGAGGGUUGCAUCUCCAUGUUUGCCCCAUGAAUAGAAUCCAUUUGACAAGCCAUUUCAUUUCCUUUCUGGAGAAAGGGAGUUGUUUUUGUUGUUGUUGUUGUUGUUUUUUUCUUUUUGCAGCAAACAUUUAAGGUUGUUUUGGGGGAGGGGGUGGUGCUACUUCCUCUGUAACAUGUUUUUAAAACUAUGAUUAUGGUUUUUGGUUGUUUUUUGUUUUGUUUCUUUUUAGUCUGAUUUUAAUAUCCUUCCCCUUCACUCUUAAGGAAAGUCUUCUUCUUUCCUACAGGGCUGUGAAUUAAGGAAUGGGUAACGUUUACAUUUAAGUAUACCAAUGUCUGCCCAAUUCCCUAGUGUAUAGAUUUGUUUGUUUUUAUUUUUUGUUCUUAAAAAUACUAGAAGAAAACAUAGAUGUUUCUAGUGCCUUUGAACUUAUACUGCAGUCUAAUUUAAAUAAUGAAUAACUUAAGUAGCAUUACUAUAAUACUGUAUACUGGCCAGAAUUACAAAUUGUACAGUUGGUUGCAUUAGUUUCAAGAGCCACGCUUUCAUUGUAUUUUAUGUAUAAAUUAUAUUUGUUCAAGUUGUAUAUAUUGAUAUUGUAUGUAUACAUGCAGCAUGGUUAAAUAAGAAUAAAAAUCUUUUACCUAA
This is a messenger RNA of Rhinopithecus roxellana (golden snub-nosed monkey), 6275 nucleotides long. RefSeq names its product kinesin family member 3A (gene KIF3A). NCBI's taxonomy places the organism in Eukaryota, Metazoa, Chordata, Mammalia, Primates, Cercopithecidae. The record is from RefSeq and is a predicted model, not a curated record. The transcript has 18 exons. Gene Ontology annotation, biological process: microtubule-based movement. Bases 154 to 2262 code for a protein of 702 amino acids. Gene Ontology annotation, molecular function: ATP binding; microtubule motor activity; microtubule binding.